UCCCCAUCUUCCUCUCGCUUGCUCGCUUGCUUGCCGCUGCUCAGCUCGCUCUAGCUAGCCCAGCCGAAGCAGCUCGCCGGAGUGAAGGAGGAGGCCGGCGAAGAUGCACGCCAAGACGGACUCCGAGGUGACCAGCCUCGCCCCUUCCUCCCCACCGCGCUCCCCGCCCCGCGCCGGCAACGGCCCCACGCCCGGCUCCGGCGGCGUGAUGCGCGGCGCGGUGUACUACGUGCAGAGCCCCUCCCGCGACUCGCACGACGGCGAGACCACCACCAAGGCGGCCACCACCCCGGCUCUCAGCCCCAUGGCCUCGCCCCGCCACUCCCACUCCAGCUCCAGCCGCUUCUCCCGCGGCGGCAAGGCCCCGCGCAACAAGGGCGGCAAGGGGUGGCAGGAAAUCGGCGUCAUCGAGGAGGAGGGGCUCCUGGACGAGGAUGAGCGCAGGCCCAUGCCCAAGCGCUGCAAGUACUGCCUGAUUUUCGUCGGCUCGUUCGUGGUGCUCUUCACCUUCUUCGCGCUCGUGCUCUGGGGCGCAUCCCGCUCCCAGAAGCCCCAGAUCGCAAUGAAGAGCAUCACGUUCCAGAACUUCAUCAUCCAGGCGGGCACGGACGCGUCGCUGGUGCCGACGGACAUGGCGACCACGAAUGCCACCGUCAAGUUCACCUACAAGAACACCGGCACCUUCUUCGGCAUCCACGUCACCGCCGACCCAUUCACGCUCUCCUACUCCCAGCUCAACCUCGCCGCCGGAGACCUGAAGAAGUUCUAUCAGGGGCGGAGCAGCCGUCGGACGGCGAGCGUGAGCGUCAAGGGGAACAAGGUGCCGCUGUACGGCAGCGGGCCGACCCUGAUGGCGCAGCCCGCGGCGGGAGGGAAGGGCGCCGGCAAGGUGCAGCCCGUGCCGAUGACGCUCUCGACGACGGUGCGGUCUAAGGCGUACGUGCUGGGGGCGCUGGUGAAGCCGCGGUUCACCAAGAGGGUGGAGUGCAAGGUGGUCAUGGACCCGGCCAAGCUCAACAAGGCCAUCUCGCUGGAGAAGGCGUGCCAGUACUCCUGAAUUCCGAUCCAGCGGGUUGAUGAGUAAUCGUCAAAUCGGGUGGUUAAUUUUUUUUUGGUGUACUUUCCCUCACGUCUCCUCUCCCUUUUUGUGUAUCUACCACUAUAAUUAAGUUAUGUAUAUCGCCAUGGCUGUGACAGUGAUGGACCAACAGUAUGAUUCUUUGGUGCGUUCCUACUUGUUCUUGUAAUUAUACGAUAUAUUUGCCAAAGAAAAUUAUAUGAGACCACGUUACUACUCGUUGCGAGAUAAA
Lolium perenne is the source of this 1310-nucleotide messenger RNA. RefSeq lists its product as uncharacterized. Gene Ontology annotation, biological process: defense response to other organism. Gene Ontology annotation, cellular component: plasma membrane. Lineage: Eukaryota; Viridiplantae; Streptophyta; Magnoliopsida; Poales; Poaceae. The record is from RefSeq and is a predicted model, not a curated record.